This is a messenger RNA of Dufourea novaeangliae, 4322 nucleotides long. RefSeq names its product cohesin subunit SA-2 (gene SA1). The record is from RefSeq and is a predicted model, not a curated record. Gene Ontology annotation, biological process: sister chromatid cohesion. The transcript is spliced from 19 exons. Gene Ontology annotation, molecular function: chromatin binding. Gene Ontology annotation, cellular component: chromatin; nucleus; cohesin complex. NCBI's taxonomy places the organism in Eukaryota, Metazoa, Arthropoda, Insecta, Hymenoptera, Halictidae. Bases 422 to 4288 code for a protein of 1288 amino acids.
ACACGCUUCAUGAAAUAACGGAUUUCAAGCAUUGUAUACGUUUUUGUUGACUAUUAUUUUUUUAGCGAUCACAAGAAGUCCGCGCGCGUAAAAUUUAAUUCUGUAUAUAUAAUUCGAAAGUUAUUCGCAACAUGUUCUACUUUCCUUAUUGGUUCAUUUUAUCCUAUAUUUUGAUAAGUGAUCAAUAAUCAUGUUUAUUGGUGCGCAUUUGUAUGCCUUGUGAGACCCACUAUAUACAAAUAUUCAUAAGAAGCCGGGGUCAUUUGAAGAAUUUCAUCAGUUUUCCUAAUUUUUUUCCAAUGAGACCAAUACUUUAAUUAAAUGCAGUUGCAAAUUGUAGAAACAUAAGGCUCUCUAAACAUUGCUAGUCCCCGCACUCGCCGGAGAGUAUUCACAGGGAUAAGAAUAACAGAAGAAUAAAAUGAUGCAUAGAAGAGGAGGCAAACGAAUACGUAUGGAUGAUCCAGUGCCUCCCGAGUACGAGGCACCAAUGACUCCAAUGACUCCUAUGAAUGAUAAUUCUACAGGAGAAGCAAAUGAAUCGUACUCUAAUUAUACACCUUACAGCCAAGCACCUCCAACACCAAUACAUAAUCCAACCCCUGAACAUUAUUCAUCUGAAAGCUAUAGUUCACCUGGUACAUCACAACAUCAAUAUCAAGAACAAGCAGGAGGUUUUGAGAAUCAAUCCCAAUUUGAACAACCAGUGACACCAGCAACUCCUACCAAUAUGAGAAUUACAAGGAACACACGUGCUAGGUUGCGUGGUGGAGCAAUACAACAGCCAAAAUAUAAAGAAAUAGAUACAGAUUACAUUCCAACUACCACUAGUAGAGGAAGGGGUGGUGGUGGACGUGGACGUGGAAAGCGAACACAUCACUCACAUAGUUUGGAAGAUGAAGCUAGUCUUUAUUAUGUCAUCAGGAAUAAUCGUUCGUCGUUGACUACUAUUGUUGAUGAUUGGAUAGAAAAGUACAAAAUUAAUAGAGAAAACGCACUUCUCAUGUUAAUGCAGUUUUUUAUUAAUGCAAGUGGUUGCAAAGGUCACAUAACGUCAGAGAUGCAGGCAACAAUGGAACAUGUAGCGAUUAUUCGAAAAAUGACUGAAGAGUUCGAUGAGGAAAGUGGAGAAUACCCAUUGAUCAUGACUGGACAGCAAUGGAAGAAAUUUCGUGCAAAUUUCUGUGAAUUUGUUCAAAUUUUAGUUCGACAAUGUCAAUAUUCUAUAAUAUACGAUCAGUUUCUAAUGGAUAAUGUGAUUUCAUUAUUGACUGGUCUUUCGGAUUCACAGGUCAGAGCUUUUAGGCAUACAGCUACACUUGCUGCCAUGAAACUCAUGACAGCGUUGGUAGACGUUGCUCUUACUGUGUCAAUAAAUUUAGACAAUACACAGAGACAGUACGAAGCAGAGAGACAAAAAGCUAGAGAAAAGAGAGCCGCGGAUAGAUUAGAAUCAUUAAUGGCGAAGCGAAAGGAAUUGGAAGAAAAUAUGGACGAAAUUAAGAAUAUGCUUACGUACAUGUUCAAAUCUGUAUUCGUGCAUCGCUACAGGGACACGUUGCCAGAAAUACGUGCGAUUUGUAUGGCAGAGAUUGGAGUAUGGAUGAAGAAGUUUCAUCAAAACUUUUUGGAUGAUUCCUAUUUAAAAUACAUAGGUUGGACGUUACACGAUAAAGUUGGUGAGGUUCGUUUGAAAUGUCUUCAAGCACUGCAGCCAUUAUACGCCUCGGAAGAAUUAAAAACUAAACUUGAACUUUUCACAAGUAAAUUCAAAGACAGAAUCGUUGCAAUGACCUUGGAUAAGGAGUACGAUGUAGCGGUACAAGCUGUCAAACUUGUUAUAUCGAUUUUAAAACACCAUAGAGAAAUUCUUACCGAUAAAGACUGUGAACACGUGUACGAGCUUGUUUAUUCGUCUCAUCGUGCGGUCGCACAGGCAGCCGGUGAAUUUUUAAACGAACGUUUAUUCCGACCUGAUGACGAAGCAGUAGCUGGCAUGAAGACCAAACGUGGAAAAAAGCGUCUGCCGAAUACUCCUCUUAUUCGAGAUCUCGUUUUAUUCUUCAUUGAAUCGGAACUUCACGAACACGGAGCGUAUUUGGUUGAUUCGUUGAUUGAAACUAAUCAAAUGAUGAAAGACUGGGAAUGCAUGACGGAUUUAUUAUUAGAAGAGGCUGGACCCGAAGAAGAAGCUUUAGAUAACCAAAAAGAAACGUCACUGAUAGAGUUGAUGGUUUGUUGUAUAAAACAAGCGGCCACGGGUGAAGCUCCAGUUGGUCGGGGACCGACCAGAAAGAUUCUGUCAGCGAAAGAAGUGAAGCAAGUCCACGAUGACAAACAACGGCUGACAGAACAUUUCAUUCAAACGUUACCUUUGUUACUGGAUAAAUACAGAGCUGAUCCCGAGAAACUUGCGAACUUACUCGCGAUUCCUCAGUAUUUCGAUUUAGAUAUUUAUAUCAAGUCUCGGCAGGAGCAAAAUCUGGAGUCGUUGUUGAAUAAAAUUCAUACGAUCGUAGAGAAAAUGCACGAUACCGAGGUUUUGGACACAGCCGCGAAAACAUUGGAGCACAUGUGUAUAGAGGGGCAUGCUAUUUUUACUAGGUGCGACGUAGCGCGUUCGACAUUAAUUGAUUCUAUUGUAAAUAAAUAUAAAGAAGCUAUUGAUGAAUACAGAAAUUUAAUAGAGGGAGACGAAGAACCGGAUGAGGAUGAAAUUUUCAAUGUUGUUCAGUCCCUUAAGAAAGUUUCGAUAUUUUAUUGUUGUCACAACAUGAAUCCCUGGGGAAUAUGGGAUUCUUUGUACAAGGAUAUCGAAGAUGCCAAGGAUCCGUCUAAAUGUUUACCGCAUGAGGCAGUAAAAUAUUGCAUAAGCGCAUGUUUCUUUGCAAUUCUGUGGGGACAAAAUCAUUUGAUGGAGUCGGUAGAUUCUGGAAAUCGAGGCGAAGAUGAGUGCCGACAAUUAAAAGAACGAUUGCAUUCAUUCAUGGGUUCUAUGAGACAUUUCGUUAGCGGCGAUGGAAGUGGCACGCCUUCUCCGCCAAUUCUGAGAGAAGAAGCAUACAAUACGAUAUGUGAUUUAUUGGUAGUGUUUUGUAACCAGUUGACAACGCAUCCUCAGCCUUUGAUGCAUCAGUUGGUAUACGAACCUGACCAAGCGAUGCAGAACAUGCUCAAUCGGUUUAUACAAGAAUACGUAUUUUUCGAAGAAGAAGAUGAUGGACAUGACGAACAUUCAAAGAUAGAAGAGUUACAUAAAAGAAGAAACUUUUUAGCGGGUUACUGCAAGCUAAUUGUAUAUAACAUGAUACCUACCAAAGCGGCUGCGGACGUGUUCAAACAUUAUGUAAAAUAUUACAAUGAUUAUGGAGAUAUUAUUAAGACUACGCUAGGAAAGGCCAGAGACAUUAAUAAAACAAAUUGUGCGUUGACGAUGCAGCAUAGUUUGAAUAUUUUAUAUAAUGAAAUAGUAGCCGAAAAAGGCAAAGUCAAUAGAAACAGCGAAGAGUUUACGGCGAUAAAGGAGCUUGCAAAACGAUUCGCUUUGUCAUUUGGUUUGGAUGCAGUGAAAAAUCGAGAAGCAAUCACCGCUCUACACCGGGCGGGUGUUCUUUUCGCUAUCACACCACCAGAUGGCAUCGAGCAAGAUCCCACUGGACCACCGCCUAAUUUAUCUUUCCUUGAAAUCUUGUCCGAGUUCACGAAUAAACUCCUUAAACAAGAUAAAAAAUUGAUGAUACCAGAAAUAUUGCUAAACUUCCUCGACAGGCGAUUACAAGCUGGAAUGCCGUCCUCGCGGGGAGAGGAUUGGCAGCCUUUACUAUUGUACAGAAACAGUCUUUUGCAUGGCGAGACAGAUCAAGUUCCGGUAACGAGUAAACGAGCUUACACGAGACGCAAGAAGGAUCACUUAGCUGAGGAAGAGGAAGUAGAUGAGCCUGAAGAAGGUUCUGAUCAUGAAUUUUCUGGUAAACACAAGAAGAAACGUGGUCCAAGGAAGCAUCAAUUAGCCGUUAAUAAAGUAUCAAUAAAUCGUGGAUCUAGGGCAGCUGGCUUUUACGAAACCAGUGACACGAUACAGAUGCAGACGUCUCCGUCGGCGAUCAUCGAGGACGCGUCCACUAGCCCAUCCCAAGAUAUAGAUAAUAAACUUAAGACUUUGCAGAUACAGUCGAGGUCGCGGAGAAGUCAAGAUCACGGGGAACCAAGAGAAUUAAGAAGGACAUCUAGAAAUUCUGGUCGCUACGUCGAAGGUCAAUACAUGGUGAGUCGCGUUAAUUUAUUAUAAUUAAAGAAUACACGCGUAUAAUUUAUAAAAUUUA